Cyphomyrmex costatus is the source of this 921-nucleotide messenger RNA. RefSeq lists its product as uncharacterized. NCBI's taxonomy places the organism in Eukaryota, Metazoa, Arthropoda, Insecta, Hymenoptera, Formicidae. The coding region runs from base 244 to 921 and encodes 225 amino acids. The record is from RefSeq and is a predicted model, not a curated record. The transcript is spliced from 5 exons.
UUCAAUAACAGCAAACAUCUACUAUUAAUAUCUCUAUUAAUAGAGCAGAACAACACUUCCUUCUGUUAGAUUUGUUUGUUUAUGAAAAAAUGCAUAGAUUGGUAUAUCUUUUUUAUCAAUUUUUAUUGGAUCGCUAAAUUUCAAACCGAAAAUGAGACAAUGCUACAUCGGUCUAAGUUGAAUCAUGGGUGCUUCUAAAUAAUUCGUUAAACGUGAAUUUUAAUAUAUAUUUUAAAACAAAGUAUGGAAUAUACAUUAGAGGAUGCUUUUGAUUCAUUGGUGGAGAGACAGAGGAAAAUAGAAGACACUAUUGAAGAUCUGAUAGACAAAAUAUCAAACAAUGAAGUCUUUACUGUAAAUACACCAGAAGAAGUGAGAAUCAAACAGAAUAAAUUGCAUGAGAGCUUGUGUAAGAAAAUCCGACAGGUGGAACCUGAAGAUUAUCCAAUUUUGAGAACAUCUGACUUACGUUCAGAAGUGAUAAUUGAGUUGGAGGCAGAGAUUCACGACAUGCAAAAGCUCUACAAUAAACUGCAGGAAAAACUUUCCGACAUCCAGGAGGAUAUUGUUUAUUUAAGAAAUAAAAAAGACGGGCUGAGUAAAAUGCAGAAAGUUUAUCUGGAGGAUGCUACAGAAACCUUUGCAAAGAAGACAUACAAGAAGGAAUAUAACUUAAUAAAAUAUUUAUUUCACCGAGCAAAGAAAGAUCUGAAAACUGUGGUAGGCAUAAUUUUUCCGAACAAUGAUGACUUUAACAGGUUAUUAGAGAUGCUAACGUCAGCUUACGUGAAAGGGGGAGAUGAUGUUUAUGUAGAUGUCACAUCUGUCGCAUUACGUUACGUAAAUAUUCUACUGGAAGCUGAUAUAAUACAAUACCAUCCUAAUAAUAAGACUAAAAUUAGAAUAAUCGAAUUAUUAUGA